AUGGCCCGGCAGAGUGCCCCGAUUGGCUGCGCGGGGGCUCGGCGAGUCCCGGGAGGAGGAGGAGGAGGCCGAAGGGCGUGCAGGCGCCAUCUCCCCGGGGCCUGCGAGCCUCUCCCCAUCUGCGGGUCCCACGGAGUCCUCCGGGGCUUGCAGGCACCGGGCAGCCGCCGACGGCCCGCGGCGGGCCGGUCGCGCCAUUCGUACCUCCUCCAUCGGCGGGGGCGGCGGCGCGGGCGGGCUCGCGCGGGCGGGGCCGGCGGGAGGGUGGUGUUGGCAGUGAGGCCGCCGCAGCCGAGACUCUCGGCCCGGCCCCGGCGCCGCGCGGGGACGGCAGCAGCGCGCCGCUCCUCGGUCCCGUCUCCGCGGCCCCCGCGGGCCGGGGAUCCUCCCCACGGAGCGCCCGUGCCACCGGUCAGCGCCAGGGAGGAGGGCGAGCCGAGGAGGCGGCGGCGGCGGCGCUCUGCAGCCCUCCCCCUCCCUCCCCUCCCCCAGCCGGCGCCUCCGAGGAGGGGCAGGAGCCAUUUUGGGAGCGGGCUGGCCCCCGCCCCUCCCCCGUCUACGGGACUCCGGGAACCCGAGACUCAUGUAGGGGUGAACAAGCCAGAGCCCAAGGUCAGACGGCCGGGCGACUCCGGGCCGCGCCCCCGGGGCAGGGGGAGCGAAGGGUGGGCGAGGGGCUGUAGGGCAGGCUCCCCUCCCCGGACCCCGGCUCCACCGGGCCAGGCCACCCGCCCUCCGCGUCAGCCCUCGGCCUCGAACCUCCAUCACUGCACUCAGACGCGGCGGGCCACGCGCCUGUCUUCUGCGCCGCGAGGGGACACCCGAGACCCUGCGCUCCCCGCCCGGUGCGGGGCGAUGACACAGCACCUUCGCGGGCUGCUCCCCUCCCCUCCUGCCCCCGGAGGCCCGGCCGGCCUCCACCCCGAGGUCCUGCACCGCGCGGCCCGCCGGGCCGGGACCCGGGACGCAGGCCCCGGGUGGGGGUGGGGCAGCUGGGGGUGGGGUGGGGGCGGCGGCGGGACGGGCCCCGUCCCGGCAUUCCGGAAAGUCACUGGGCCGGCCCUCCCUGCCCCCCGCAUGAGUCACCGGGGAGGCUGCGGCCGCUCCGGGGUUUGGAGAAGUCGCCCUGCCCGCCCGCCCCCUCCCCCGCGCGGGCCACUGGAGGGGGAGGGGAGGGGAGGGGGGGGGGCGCCGUCCCGGGGAGCCCUGGCCAGGCCGGCUCCCGGCUGCAGCACGCCGCAGCGCCCCGGCGCGGAGCCCACGCGGGUGGGCCCGGCAGGCCCCCCACGGGCCGCGCGUCCCGGUGCAGGGAGGCGCACAGAGCGGCGGCGGCGGCGCCCGGGCCUGCAGCGCUGCAGCGCGCCCUGGGCCGCGGGCUCGCCCGCCCGCUGCCCUCGACACGACCAAGGGCGCCCAGAGGCGCGCCGGCCGGCCGGGUCCCCCCACCACCCACCCAUCCCCGGGGACGGGCUCGGCGCCCGGGGCCGCCGUCGGUUCGCGGCCAGGGCCCGCCGGCUCGGCAGCGCUGCCCCCACCCCCGUCCACGCCGUCCCCCCUCUCACCUGGCUCCUGCACCCCCGGGGGACGGGCGGAAGGGGGGACCCGGCAGCCUCGCCCCCUGGCCCCUCGUUAGGGGACGCGGGCACGAGGCCGGCCUCCCCCCCUCCCCACCCCCGGUGGCCCUCGGGCUGGCCCCGGUCCACGCGCCCAUUGGCUGCCAGGUGUUUGAAAGACAAGCCUCCCCUCCCCCGGAGGCUCCCCUGCACCCCGAGAAUUCUCCCCACUCCCCACCUUUGCCUUAGGCCUGGAAACCACGGGCGGCGCCCCCGCCCCAGGGGCCCCCGGCUCACCUGGGUCCCGGAGCCACGGCGGGCUGGGGCUGGGCUGGGGUGGGGCGGGGGGAGCUUCAGAGUCGCCCUCGGCCCGGCCGGGGGGCGGGGGGGAGAGCACGGGAUCCGGGGUGUCAACCCCCCCCGGAAGCCGAGGCGGCGUGGGGGGAGGGGGCGGCGCCCCCAGCCCCUCCCUUCCCUGGCCGCUGGGGGUGGGGGAGGCAUCGGGGCCGCGCAGCCACGUCAGCAGCGCUCGGAUUGGCCGGCCCGGGUCACGUGCCCGCCGGCGCCGCGGCCGCGAGGGCGGGGCUCCCGAACGUUUCCCCAGGGCCGCGCGCGGGGGGGGGGGGGGUCCCAAGGGCGGCGCGGCCCGGGCCCGUGUCCCGAGACCCCGGCCCUCGCUGACGGCCGCGCGGCCUCGCCCAACUCUCGGCCUCCUGCGCGGCUGUGGCCGACCCCCGUCCCGCGUCCUCCUCCCCACCCCCCUCCCUCGCCUCUCGGUACGGGUUCAGCAUGGCCGCCACGGCCUCCGACACACACAGCGCGCCUGCGCAAAGGGUGUGCCUGGCCUGGGGGAGGGGAGGCGCGGGCCGCGCGGAGAGCCGUAGUGCGCAGGCGCGGGCUGCCCGGGCCGCCGCGGUGUCCUGGGAGCGCGCGAUGGGUGGGGCGGGGGCGCCCGGCCUUUGCCUCCGCGGCCUCUUCCCCGCCACCGCGGCCGCGGGAGUCGGCUCUUCCGGCCUGAGGCGGGGCCUGGCGACUCCUGCGGGAGUCCGCGCCGGGGGCACGCGGGGCCUGGCCGCCGCUGCGGGGCGCCCCUCCCUGCAGCGGUGGGGUGCGCCCCAUUGGACGUUUACAUCUGGAGUUGUGGGCUCUCCCUGCCCUUAAACUGCUCUCGGUGAGACUUGCAGAUACCUGAGCUCUGCCUUCUACCAAGUUUACCGCCGGGUUACUUCCCUGAUCUUGUGCAGGUAGACCAUUUAGCAAGGCCCCCACUGCGAAGAUUUUGCCUGCUUUAAUCACGAUUCUUUCCCGACACUCACUGGCCAUGCUCUCAGUUUCUGCGGCCAGUCUUACCAGUUUCUUUAAUUCUUCUCAGUCUUAGAUUUAUCCUAUUAAAAUUUAGGGUGCUAACUAAAUAUGUAAUGUGGUUGACUUAAAAAGUGAAGCUCACCUUUAUCUCUAGCGUGCGCUGUCGUUUUGGGUUUUGUUUUUUGUUUUUUCCAUUCAAAAUAUGGUCUGGAUUUCCACUUCCCACCGACAGACCACCUGCAUUCUCCAUGUGUAUACUGGAGCAUGUUUCUCAUUUUACCAGGGGGUUCUCGGUUUAAGGAAAUUGCUUUUGACCUGAUCAGCCUUCUCUGUUAACCUAAAGUUAUUUUGCCUGUCUAUUUUAGUUUCUUAGCCAAAAAGAACACCCAUUCAAUACUGUACCCUGACAGUAAGCAUUCACAAUGUCUUUCUCAACAGCGGGGAUCUGGACUUGUCUCUUCCCAGCUCCCUCCUCAUUUCCUGGUUCAUUCAACUUCUGUGUGUGGGAUUCUGGCCACCUUACCAGGACCUCCUGCCUGGCAACCUCAGGACCCACUUGAGUGUUCUCAUUUGACUUCUGAUUCCCUCUGCAUUGCCUGUGCUCCGUCUCCCGUCUGCCUUUAAGCCGUUUGGGCAGCUCUUGCCUGCGGGUUUGACAGGUUUCCACCCAUACCGUCAUCUUUAAUGACAAGCCUUUCAACUCCACCGUUAGUUCAGACAGUUCUCUUGAGCAGAACUCAUUAAGAAUUCCUGCUUGGAUAACCCGAGCAUGCUCAGAAUGACGUGGGCGCACAGUGCGCUAGACCUGCUCCUGGGUUAAACAUGGCAGCUUCCGAGUCAUAGGCCUGGAAUGGGGAGCGCUGUCCUUGCCCUUUCUCAUAGCUUUAAAUCCACCAGAAUCUUAGCAUUUUCUCCCUUCGCUACCCACUGAGACACACUACUGUGUCCUACAUAACCAGGGAAUCACGCCUCUGUCCUACCCCAUCACCUGGACUAAGUCUCUUUCCUGUGUAGUAGCCUGUAGCCAUGUAGCAGCUUGAAUUUAGAUCAGUAUUAAAUACAAUUUAGCCACAUUUGAGUUCUCAGCAGCCACAUACGGUUAGUGGAUGUCACGAAGCAGCACAGUUUAUAGGUUAUAGACUGAUUCUCUCGUAGAAGGCCUUGCUGUGUCAGUGUCCUGCCACUGGGCUUCGUCCCAGCCUGUGUUUUGGAGAGUGCUGCUCUGGGUGCUCCCUCCUGGCGUGUGCUCUAAGAGUGAGCCUCCUUCACCAGAGCUCUGCUCCUGUCUUACUUGGUAGUCCCCAGGGCUUCUCAUGUUAAAGUGCUGUUUGUGGGAAAGGUCUGCUUCCUGCAGCCGACUCCUCUCCGACCCUCAACCCCACCCAUGGGGCAGAUGUGUGCACUCAGGGAUGUUACCUUGUGCCUCAGUGUUUUACCCCUAGGUUCCCUCUACAUGGGAUUGGCUUUCCCUUAAUUUGACCCAAAAGACCCAAAAGGUCAACAUCUCCAAAGAGUGCCUACUCUUGACUGCUAAAUUAAGCUGAUUUCUUUGGACUCACAAUUGACUUUUCAUGGUAAAUCAUGUGAUCCCUUGCUUCUUGGUCACCCCUUCAUUCUGAGGUGGAGACUGUUGUGUUGGUGAUAUGUAUGGGGGUGUGUGUGUGUGUGUUUCUUAGACAGGG
Molecule: messenger RNA, 4540 nt
Organism: Onychomys torridus (southern grasshopper mouse)
Lineage: Eukaryota; Metazoa; Chordata; Mammalia; Rodentia; Cricetidae
Product: basic proline-rich protein-like
Exons: 3
Coding region: 1-2571 (856 amino acids)
Source: RefSeq, a predicted model, not a curated record